GCCGGGCCCGCAGGGCUGCUGCGGGGCGAUCGGGCCAGGCUGCGGACGGCGCCAUGGGCUCUCGUGUCCAGCCCGAGUUCCAGCCUCACUGAGCCGGUCACCCCCAAGACCUUCCUGCUGAGGAAGUCUCCCCCAACACCGACCAUGUCUAUUAUGGACCACAGCCCCACCACGGGUGUGGUCACAGUCAUUGUCAUCCUCAUCGCCAUUGCUGCCCUGGGGGCCUUGAUCCUAGGCUGCUGGUGCUACCUGCGGCUGCAGCGCAUCAGCCAGUCCGAGGAUGAGGAGAGCAUCGUGGGAGAUGGCGAGACCAAGGAGCCCUUCCUGCUGGUGCAGUACUCAGCCAAGGGACCGUGUGUGGAGAGAAAGGCCAAGCUGACCCCCAACGGCCCAGAAGUGCAUGGCUGAGCUGGGAUUUGAAGGCUCCUGGGCUUGUUUGCAGCCAGCCGAGAGGCAUGGGAGGGGGAAUCCACAGACAUGCUGCCGUUUGAGAGGACGGGUUGACACUUGCUGGCAUGGCCUUACCUGGCUUCGUUAUCGCAUGCACUGACUCUUGGGGUCCCAGCUGUCCUAAGCCAGGACUUGGUGGCCCUGGGCAUCCCCUCUGCCUCCUAGUGGGGCUGCCCAUUGCAGGCAGUGGGCAGACCUGACCUUGCUGGGGUUUAAGGCCCCAUAGCGCUUUUGUUACUUGAAUGUUUAGCUGAGCCUGUUUUUGAUGGAGCUACUACUGUAACGCGUGAACUCACAAACCUGUGAACUGUAAAUAGGCCCCAGAAGCACGUGCUUAAACUUUUUUUGCUGAUUUUUAAAAAUAUCGGAUAGUGUACACGGGACUGACCUUACUAAUGAUAAGCUGAGUCAAGGCUGUGGGGGAGGGUCUUAGACAUGUAAGGCCCAAGUUGCACUUGGCAGGGGCCUCUAAUGUGUGUGUGUGUGUGUGUGUGUGUGUGUGUACGUAGAGGAUGUGUGACAUGACCAGUUGGGGUGCUGUGGUGAUUUCUGGUUGGUUAGCGAUGGCUGGAAGAACCACACCACCGUCUUUCUCUAAGUAGGUUCAGUCAUUAAAUACCAGUUCCUGUUCAUAUUGCAAGGAGGCUAUGCAGCUGCUUGGGAGCCAGUGAAGGACGAGUCAGGGCACACGUCCUGAGGGCUGCCAGGCAUUGCAGUGGCAGAGCAGUUUCUUGACCCUUUGGUCUUGAGCAUGCCGAGCACUCGGUUUCUGUCCCCACCCCCACUGGGCAUUACUUUGUGCAGACUUCGCCGAACAGGCAGUGGCUGCUUUUGUCUGAAACUUAAUGGGCCCAGGAGAGAAAAUUGUGGUUUUGUUGUUGUAUUUAAUAUUUUCUGCACUGGAGGGAAGGAGUAGGGGACUGAGGUUUCUUCCACUCCUUCCCUUUUCACAAAUUAGUUUCUUAAAUUACCACUCACCUGCUGGGGACUGGAUUUUACUUUCCUCAGCGGAUCACCUAGAAGAGUCCCCUGACCCCACUAUGAGGCACAAAGUAUGAUGGAAGGACACUUCUUGCGUGCAUAUGUACAUGGGGGCCCCCAGAUGCACCCUGAUUGCUUGUGCUUAGUGAGCACCUGGGGGUACAGGCAGGGGAGUGAGUUUCAGGUUCUGGACUUAGUUUGCAAAAAGAUAAGGCAUUGGUGGCUCUUGGAUUAGGCCAGCGCCUCCACAGCCUGCAUCUCCAAGGUGUCCCUUGUGUAUACUUCAGUGAACUCGCUUAGAUUUUUAAUCCCACCACUGUAAACAAAUUCUAACUAUCAAAAUUAAACUAUGACUUGUAUCAGCUUCCUGGGUAAUAAACUGGAGGCCAGCCCUAGCUUAACCUCAGUGCACUGGCCCUUAGCACUUGAGUGGCCUGCCAGCAGCAUGGGCAUGGAUCUCCCAGGGGGCCCUCAGCCUUGCCUGCCAGCCCCCACCACCAUCAGAGCCCUGGCCUCUUGGUCAGGCUGAAGGAGGCUUACCUAUGGCCUCAUUCAAGUCUCCUCUAAAAAGCAUGUUGAACUAAUCUACUUUCUAGAACCCCAAGGAGGGAGCUUAGGGAACAUUUAUUUUAGCAGCAUAUGCCUAAAUUGGGGGUCAAACUUAUAGGACUUAAUAACUUACAGGAAGGGAGAAGGGUGUCUAGUUAGGCAAUUUGAGCUGAAGGCAAGAAAAAAUGUCUUUGGUCCCUAACUGGAGAUGGCCAAGCAUGAGAGUUAGGCAGGAGACCGGCAGAGGUCCUGUGGGCUGGGAGGGGGUACAAGUUCCAACGGUGCCGACUUGAAAAUCAGGGAGAAGGUGGUUUUAUAAUGAAGGAUGCUCAAGAAAAAAUGGAAGGUGUAGGGGUGUUUGAUCCAUUCCCCUCGCAUUCCAGAACUUCCAAGCUUUCUACCUCUACUUUCUGCAGCCAGCAGCAUCCACCAAGGCUGUCUUUCACUCUAAUAACCCAGGGGCACCUGGGACUUGCAUUUUCAGUCUCUGAGCCUGACCUUGAAAAUGACCAUCCUUUGCCUGCCAGACUUGCCCUAAGGUUUUUCCUGUGCCAGUGAAGUUUAGGUUAUGAAAUGCUGAAAUGUCGCUUUUUCCUUAGUUUCACUUCUGGAAGUUCUUGAUUCCAUUCCCAGGUUGCCAGGGAUGACAUCUUUGCGCUUGAGUCCGGCUCAUCAGCACGGUGGCAGUGCCGGGUGAGCGUCACAGGCAUGGUGGGGCACUCGGGGGGGUCUCUGGGAGGAAAGUGAAAGUGCCUGUAGAACUGGUGAACCACCACAUAAUAGCUCUCACUGUUCUUGUUUAUCAAUAGCUACUUUUUUUUAGCAUAGACACCAGAGCCACACACUCCACUGGCUUAGUAAGUUAUGACCUCUCAUUGAAUUCUUUCUGAAUAGCCCACUGUUGUGUUCAAAUUUUCUGACUAGUCAGUCAAGGAAUUACCAUUUCAUCCUGUAAUGUCAUCGCAGAAGCAACAGUAGGAGAAUGGGGAGGGAACUCUGACACUGAGCCACUAAAAUAUGGACUAAUUUUUCAGACAAAUCUUCAAAUUGUGCUACUGUUUUUGUCUCAAAGUUACCCAGUUUGUGCAAUAAGUGGAAGGGGUGUCAUCCUUGUUCAAUAAAAGCUGAAUGACAUUCACGCUGAUUUUCUAGACCACUGAGAAAAUCUUUAUUUACAAUAAAUUUCAAUA
This is a messenger RNA of Molossus molossus (Pallas's mastiff bat), 3170 nucleotides long. RefSeq names its product stannin (gene SNN). The coding region runs from base 145 to 408 and encodes 87 amino acids. The record is from RefSeq and is a predicted model, not a curated record. NCBI's taxonomy places the organism in Eukaryota, Metazoa, Chordata, Mammalia, Chiroptera, Molossidae. The transcript is spliced from 2 exons. Gene Ontology annotation, cellular component: mitochondrial outer membrane.